CCCCUUCGCGCUUCCCGCGAAAUAUCAAACGCGCGCGUGCGCUGGCCGAGCUGACGGCUUCCUCUGAACUCGGUUUUGUUUGUAAAACAAAAUGGCUGCCUGAAGGAGUGUAGUUUCUUUUAUGAAUAUAAAUAUAAACAGCACUGCUUUAAAACGGUGUAAGCAGUUUAUUAUUCCGUUUAGUGUUUAAUUUUGUAGUAGAGGAAAAUGUCCAAAGCGCAGGUCCAGAGCACGGAGGAGGAGCUGCAGGAUCUUCCUGAGAAGCUGAAGAAGAAGCUGCUGCCAUUUCAACGUCGAGGAGCUCAAUUCGCUCUUUCCAGAGCUGGAAGGUGUUUGAUUGCUGACGAGAUGGGGCUCGGGAAGACCGUGCAGGCCAUUUCAGUGGCAUACCUCUACAGACACGAGUGGCCUCUGCUGAUCGUAGUUCCGUCUUCGAUGAAGUACCCGUGGAUCGAGGAGCUGGAGCGCUGGAUACCCGAGCUGCUUCCUGACGACAUCAACCUGGUGGAAAGUAAAUCUGAUAUCAUGGGGAUCAGCCGGAGCAAGGUGACAGUUCUGGGCUACGGGCUGCUCACCAACGACGCACAGUCCCUGGUGGACUCGCUGAAGAAGCAGCGCUUCGGCGUGGUCAUAGUGGACGAGUCGCACUACAUGAAGUCCCGGAACGCAGCGAGGACGAAGAUCCUGGUCCCUCUGAUCCAGAACACCAAACGUGCAAUUCUGCUUACAGGAACCCCGGCACUGGGCAGACCAGAAGAGCUCUUCAUGCAGAUCGAUGCGUUGUACCCGAGGCGCUUCGGCACGUGGAGCGAGUACGCCAAGAAAUACUGCAACGCUCACUACAGAUUCUUCGGGAGCAGGCGUCAGUGGGAUUGCCGUGGAGCGUCUCAUCUGGACGAGCUGCACCAGAGGCUCAGCGAGAUCAUGAUCCGCAGACUUAAAGCCGAAGUGCUCACACAGCUGCCGGCCAAAAUCCGCCAGAGAAUCCCUUUCGACCUGCCAAAAGAGGCGGCCAAGGAAGCCAGCUCCAGCUUGGAGAAGUGGGAGAGUUUAAUGCGCUCUGUGGUCUCGGGCGGGUCGGAGAACGAGAACCCGUUCACUGAAGUCAUGGGUCUCAUCACGCAGAUGUACAAGCAGACUGCAAUAGCUAAGGCGGGAGCAGUGAAGGACUACAUAAAGAUGAUGCUGGAGACGGAGCAGCUCAAGUUUUUGGUCUUUGCACAUCACCUCAGCAUGCUGCAGGCGUGUACCGAGGCUGCGAUCGAGGCCAAGGCCGCUUAUAUCCGAAUCGAUGGCAGCGUUCCUUCUGCUGAGAGGAUCCAGCUGGUCCACCGCUUCCAGAACGAUCCAGAGACUCGAGUGGCUAUUCUGAGCAUCCAGGCUGCAGGACAGGGCCUCACCCUGACCGCGGCGACUCACGUGGUGUUCGCCGAGCUCUACUGGAACCCGGGGCACGUGAAGCAGGCGGAGGACCGAGCGCACCGCAUCGGCCAAACCUCCUCAGUGCACAUUCACUACCUCAUCGCCAAGGGCACGUUCGAUAUGGUCAUGUGGGCCAUGCUCAACCGGAAGGAAAGCGUGACAGGAAGUACACUGAACGGAAGGAAGGAAUACCUGAGAGCGGAGGAGGCGGAUAAGGAGAAAUGGGAUUUUCUGAACUUCGCUCAGGCCUGGACGCCGAGUGACAGCAACGUCGGCGAUGCCGCGGACGAGAAAGACGGCGUCUUCUUCUCGCACUUCGAGAAAGACAAACAGCACGACAUCCGCAACUUUUUCUCCCCCGCCUCGGACAAAAAGAGGAAGAAAACGGACGACGCGUCCAUCACCAGCUCUCCGCGUACACCUUCACAAGACCAGCGGGGAACCAAUCAAAGCCCCCAUAGCCGCAGCCCUGAUUCAGCCAAUCAGGAGGAGGAUUUUCGCCCCCAGGUGAAACGUUUGAAACAGGCCUCUCCAUUGUCUCGACACGGGGGGAAGCGAAGUCCCACGAUGACUCUCGCCACACCACGCGGGCUCUUGGCAGGACCUCAAACCCCCCGCCACAGCCAGAGGUGGAGCUGCCCGCUCUGUACGUUCUCCAACAGCGGCCUGCUGCUGCGCUGCGGAAUGUGCGAGACGCCGCGAGCUCAGAAAGCUCACAGCCCCCCUGCGCCUCCCUCCCCUUCCACCUCUCUCUCCAUCUCCAGCCCCUGCCUCACUCUUCCUGACUCGGAAGAAGACGACAGCACUCCCAAAACACCGAGCCAUGCGGGAAAGAAAGAGGAAGGAAAGGAUCCAGGACCACACGGAGAUCCUGCAGACACUCCUUCCAGGGCUAAUGAUGCCCGCGAGUCGGAGCACGCAGACGACUCUCUGCCUGUGUAUGACAGCCUGAAGUUCUGUGCCAGCAAAAAUACUGAUAGGAUCUACAUUUACAGCAAGGGUGGCCUCCCACUCAACUGCAACUUUGUUCCGUUGGAUAUCAGACUACAGAACUGGGAUGACUUGCCUCCAGAGUUUAGUCACACUGAGAACCGGAGACAUUUGGUGCGUUUUGUGCGCGAAUGGAGCUUUCUGACUGCGAUGAAGCAAAGGAUGGUGAGGAAGAGUGGCAGAGUCUCAAAACCCAUGCUGCUUGUGGAUGAGCUGAUGCACACACAGCGCCGGCACAGUAGCACCAAGAGGUAUCUCUCAAAGCAGGAAGUGGCUCAGACGUCCCUGAGUGCAGCUCAGAGAGAAGGAGGGACCGUACGCUCCAUCAACAAGGACAACUCUUCCUCCUUGAAGACAUUUAUUAUGAAACCAUGCAGUCAAGCUGAUAAGGAGUCGGAAGCAGACACGGGAUAUUUGCAAGCCCUGGACGCGGGAGGCACGCCGCUCUGUUUGUCCUGCCAGAAACCCAGCGUGGAGACCUCGGGCUGGGCAGGCGGAUUCUGCAGCGCCGGCUGCAUGGAGGAGCUGCAGCUGCGCUCCAGCCGUGGCUACGCCCGCUCCCGCGUGCUCGAGACGGAGCAAGGGGUGUGUCAGAGCUGCGGCCUUAACGCGCGCCAGCUGUAUCUGCGCGUACGAGACGCACCGCACACACACCGCAAAGAGAUUCUCGACAACACCUGGCUGGCACAGCUGCCUCUCAAACAGCUGAACGAGAUGAUCCGUCACCCGGUAGAGGGCCACUUCUGGCAGGUGGACCACAUCAAGCCGGUGUACAGCGGAGGAGGACAGUGUCUCCUGGACAACCUGCAGACACUGUGCACCGUCUGCCAUCGCAUGAGGACAUCGCAGCAAGCCAAAGAGCGGAGUCUGACGAAGAGAGGCGAAGCGGCGUCUAAGCUCUCCUCGGACAUCACCCGAUUCUUUGUGAAGAAAUCGGACUGAACUACCACCGCCGUGUUUCAGUCGUCAGUCUACGUACGUGCAGAAGAAUCACGACGACAUAACAAUAACACACACAGAACGGCUGCUACGAAUGCACCACAAAUAAGGAAGUAUUCCAGGGAUUCGUUACAUUUAAGGGUUUUUUUUUUCAGGGAAAGGUGGGUGUUUAGAGUAGAAUUGUAAAGGAAGGAAGAAAAUAAAGGUGAAAGUUUCCUGAGUGACCAUCGAGCUCUCAGUGGUGCACUGCUGAAUUGGUUCUACUGCAUGAUAACACUUUCUGUUUCUAGCAGAGAGAGAGAGAGAGAGAAAAAGAGAGCAGGCCAAGCGUUCGUGUUUGCUGCUAUUUUUAACUCGUGCAGGCUUUCGGAGCAUAAAAGCACCCUGCUGCAUGACUCUUAACAUUUUUCCGCUUUAGAAGAAACAUUUCUCCGCCGAAUGAUUUUUUUUGUGCGCGAGAACGCGGUUAACCAACGAUUCGAAAAACCGAAUUUAAGUUCAGACCACCAGCUGGUGAUUAUAAUUUUUUUCUCUCUUUUAUUGAAAGAAAGGAAAAAAAAGACAAUGCAAAACCCGGCCUCGUCUUCAAAUCUAACGGAGCCCCUUAUGUAAUCUUGGCGAACGUGCAGGGCUCGUCUCCAUAGCAACCCGCCCCGGUGACUGGCACCUAGGUGGAUGUGGAAGCUCUUACAACUGCUGUUCUGUUUAUAGACAAGUCAGAGACCUGCUUCGAUUCUAGAGAAUCCGCAAGAGAGGGACGUUUAACCCCGCGUUUAAUCGGGAAACUAUUAUGUUUGAGUGCUCUCGGCCGGUUGGAUAACCGUUGCAAUUACUGUUUGAAACCUAAUAAAGGAUCGUUAUGCUUUA
Messenger RNA from Silurus meridionalis, 4218 nucleotides. It is a transcript of the gene zranb3, whose product is annotated as zinc finger, RAN-binding domain containing 3. Gene Ontology annotation, biological process: DNA repair; replication fork processing. NCBI's taxonomy places the organism in Eukaryota, Metazoa, Chordata, Actinopteri, Siluriformes, Siluridae. Gene Ontology annotation, molecular function: ATP binding; zinc ion binding; ATP-dependent chromatin remodeler activity. The record is from RefSeq and is a predicted model, not a curated record. Gene Ontology annotation, cellular component: nuclear replication fork.